Pectinophora gossypiella (pink bollworm) is the source of this 2640-nucleotide messenger RNA. RefSeq lists its product as uncharacterized. Gene Ontology annotation, molecular function: GTPase activity; GTP binding. The record is from RefSeq and is a predicted model, not a curated record. Lineage: Eukaryota; Metazoa; Arthropoda; Insecta; Lepidoptera; Gelechiidae. The transcript is spliced from 4 exons. Bases 144 to 1406 code for a protein of 420 amino acids. Gene Ontology annotation, biological process: small GTPase-mediated signal transduction.
UACCCGCAGUGAAGGCACGUCGCGCUCGCGCUGCGAAACAACGAUCACACGACACUUUCACGCGGUCGACCUAAGUAACGAGUUAUGUGCGCGUACGCACUUAUCAAUAAAACUCUCCUGAGUAUAGUCUCGUGACAGUGCAAAUGUCUCCUAGCUUGGAAGGGAUCAUGUUCAACAGGAACGCGAACCUGUCGGCGCGGCGGCCGCUGCUCGCUGAACCUCAGAAGCCUGUAGUGGUGCCGCCGCGCGCUCCACCCCGCGAUACGGGCCCGCACCGGCCGCUGCCCGCGCCUAGGAACUUACCUCCAGACUGCUACCGACCAGACUACUGGAAACCCUCGAAUGUCGACAUCGAACGACGCUUGCAGGAGGCACGAGCCCGAGAGAAAAUUGGCUACUUUCAAGAUAAAGUGACGACACCAGACCUCAACUUCGACAGAAGAGAGGCGGAGUUGGUGUUCAGGUUCGACCCUCACGCGUCAGCUGAGUACCUGUCAAGCCAGUACCGUGCGCCUGUAUUGCAGUAUGCGAAGCCCCCGCCGACGCCGGCAAACGGGUUUUCUAACCGUUUCCCCGAGCGAGACGGGCCCUUCGUGUUUGGGGUACACAGCCCUAGUCAGUUCCCCCUGCCGCGCAGGGAUGAUGACGACUACGACUAUUCAGAGGUGGCAGACGAGAGCCGCAAUGCGAACGCGAUGCGAGACGAUGUGUCCGAGGACACCAACUGCUGUGAUAAAGUGAACGAGUGGACGACCCGAGACAAGAAAGUCCGGAGGACUUUGAAUCGAAUGUUUCAGAUUAAAGACAAGAGGAAGGUGAAAGGUGGGAAGAAAGAGAAGAUAAAGUGUGUGUUGGUGGGGGAUGGGGCAGUGGGAAAGAGUUCUCUCAUAGCUGCGUAUGCGCAGGACACAUUCCGGGAAGAGUAUCAACCCACGGCAUACGACACAUUUAACGUUGUGGUGGACGUGGACGACCGGCCCGUCUGCGUGGAGAUCUGUGAUACUGCUGGACAGGACUCGAUGUCAGAGCUGCGGGCUCUCUGCUACCCGGGCACGGACGUUCUCAUGCUCUGUUUCUCCGUGGUGCGCCCAGAAACCUUCCGCUCCGUCGCCGAGCGCUGGACGCGCGCCGUCGCCGGGGUCAACGCCCCUCUCGUGCUCGUCGGCACGCAGAGCGACUUGGCGACGGAUCCCAGAGUCUUGCAGACUUUAAGAAAUCGCGGCGAGCACCCAGUAACAGAGAACGAAGCGAAGGCUUUGGCAGCCAAAAUCAACGCGGUCUACGUAGAGACCUCAUCCAAGACCAGGAAACAGCUGAAAGACGCCUUCGACGCGGCCAUCCUAGCCGGCCUUCCCGUCAUAAAGAGUAAAAAACCUUUCUGGAAAAAACUUCUGUGUAUUAGCUAGAUAUUAAGGAAAACGGACUAUGAAUUUCAUGAGUUAUCCUGCGGGGUCUGCAGAGUUCGCGUUAUCGUAGGCAGCGCGAUAUAUCCUGGGCUUCGACCAAUAGGCGUAGCGAUUGCUGUGUCGGUAGAUAAAUGCCGAACGGUUAUUGGUCAAAACCCCGAUAAACAUGCGCAGCGUUUAGGUAACUUUACAUACCCCACUGUACCGGUGUAAAUAUUGGAAUAAAUUAAAGAUGUAAGUAAUGUUCUUUAAACUCAUGUACAGGAGGACAUCUAUCUAUUAGUCUACUGUAGCCUACGACAAUCAUGAUAUUUAAAGACAAUGGCCCCAAUUCCUGCAGACACCUCCUAAUUUUAGAAAAGGGACGGAUAAUAAAAUGAAUGAAUAACCCGUGCGAAUAAAAUAGGCAACUGGUAUGCAAUCCGUUUGACGUGCUGUCAAAAUUAGAUGGCGUCUGCAGUCAUUAGCACCAAUGUUAUCUUCCUAUCUAGGUAGGUACUUACCUAAAUAUUAUAUAAAAUAUAUAUCACGAUGGACAAUUGUAAUGGGUGAUGGUCUGAUCCCUUCUCACCGUAAGGUUCAUCAUAUUCAUCUUAGGACUUCGUAUCAACAGAAGCUGCAAGUUGCUUUGUUUGCUUGCAGCUCUGCCCAGAGUAGGCAAUUGAUAUUGUAUAAAAUAUAUCAACAAAUUUCAAAUUCUUACAAAAAGAACAAAAUGUAUUAUUAUAUUAAUUAGUUUACCCGGGAAGGGACGUGUCGAGAGUCAUAAAUAAGAACGCGAUUCAAUCAAAUUAUAAGUAAUAUCUCGUCUUAAUUAUUUUGACCAAAAGUGAAGUGCCUUAUAUGCCAACGAAGAAAUUAAUAGACUAUCUUACCCUAAUAUCUUUAGAUAAUAUUUUUAAAAGUUGAAUGUGUUAUGAAUUGAAUAUAAUGUACUUUCAUAAUAGGUAUGUCAAAACAAACCACGAAUUUGGCCGAUGAAAUUGGUACCUAUAAAUGUUUAAAAAAUCACAUCUGAUGUUAUUUCGUGUUGUAACAAUUAUACUUAAUAUGUAUGAAAAUUAAAUGGCUUCCUAAGUAGACGAUUUAAUCGACUUUGAAAUGCAAUGAGGGAGGGAAAAAUAGUUUACCUAUAUGGCGCUGCCUAGAUUUAACGUGAUAAUUACCUAUUUUCUCAUUACUCGGGUACAUAAUUAUUCAAAAAUACAACGUAAUGGCAGAAGCAAGUAUAAUA